AAUAUUCAUAAGCUUUGCCUCUGCCCGCUGUGGACGUGUAGAGAAGCUGUUGCGCUCCAGUCCUUCCAGCGUUCCCACCGUUCCGCCUUAUUUUCGCGUACAGAAGAAGUGAAAGGUCGAUCGGUUUCUGAGUUUGGCCGUGUUUAAUAAACAUAGAGAAUUCUGCAGAGCAUUCAAGUCAAAAAUAACAUGUUUAUGAGGUGACGGUUGUUACAGACGAACUUUAUAUACUUUAUAUACUGCCAUCGACAGGUCGGUCUGUUUUGGUAGUAUCACACCAGGGUUGUCCUUCCAUUCCCGUUUUUUCCUCUCCACUAAACCGACUGAGCCAAAAUACGCUUCCCGCUUGUCCUUGGCCCUCCAGGAGCUGUUUUUUUCAGGUCUGUGAAGAUUAUCGAAGAUGUCGUCUAAGAUGCAAAGCUCUAAUAAUAUAGCCCAGGCCAGAAGGACUGUUCAACAGCUACGGGUAGAAGCUAACAUAGAGAGAAUAAAGGUGUCCAAAGCUUCUGCUGACCUCAUGAAUUACUGCAGCGAGCAUGCCAAGUAUGAUCCUCUUCUUAUGGGCAUCCCAGCUUCAGAAAACCCUUUUAAAGAUAGAAAGCCCUGCACCAUAUUGUAAUUGGAUGCUUGAACACUUGAUGUAUGUUUUGAUGUUCCCUUUUCUUUCUUUUUUUUCUUCAAACAUUCAUUCGUUAUUAAAAUGAGCUAAACCCCAAGCUAUUAUUUGACUGUAUCCACACUAGAAAUGUUCCUAUUGUCUAUGAGAAGGAGAGUCAAAGCUCCUAGUAAACAAAUCAUUUGUGGUGCAAAGAAAAAACCAACCCAUGAAUGAAUUUUUCGCUUUAGGGCACAGCACAGAUGAGUUAAUGGCUUUGUGAUAGUGUCUACUGAUGUGGUUGUGUCUUCUGCAAAUAAAGGUGAGGUCAGAGUGGGCAGCUCUAUUUUUAAUGAUUGCACUGUAAUAUAUAUCUGCAGAUAAUCAGAGCCUCAUCAGUGGUGCUUUGACCCCAUCUGAUGCUUUUUAAGGCGUCCAGUCACAGGGAGCUGUGGGGGGAUUGAUGUGAGGGCUAUAAUGCCAGCUUCACGAAUGUGUGAAGAGUGCUUGUGCUCAGUGGAGGAGGAAACAGGUGUCUUUGGAGGCGUCACAUUGACGUAAUACUACUCUGGCCCUCCCUCAUUAACUCACUGUGUCUGAACAAUGGAGCGAUACAAAACUAGCUCCUCCUGUCAAAUCACUACAUGCAAGACUGUGCCCUUUCCCUUUUCUCACAGUAAACCAAGUGAAAUGGGUUUCAAAAGUUCAACAACUGCCAAAACCUGCAGAUCAGCAUUUUAUGAGUAAUACAAGGUCAUAUGUUCAUGCAUUUGUACGGAAGUAUUGUUUAUCUCCCACUUUUUUGUUUUUCUUUGAAUUAGUCAAGACGGUAUUUGGGAAACACUUUAAAAUAAGAUUCAAUUCGUUCCAAUUAGUGUAUUAGGAAUCAUGACCUAGCAAUGAUAAGCACAUUUUAACAGCAUUUAUCACUCUAAAUUAAUGUUAAUUUAUAAAUAUACUGUACUUGUUCGUUGUUAAUUAAUAAUAUAUCAGCUAAUGUUAACUAAAACCACUUGAAAUGUUAAAAAUGUAUUAAUAUGCACUACCAUUCAAAAGACUGGGAUCAGUAAAAUUUAAUUAUUUGUUGUUUUUUGGUUUUUGUUUUUUUGAGCAGAUAAUAAUUGCUUCUUGAACGGUAGUGUAUGUAGAAAUGAACAUUGACCUAUUAACUAAUCGAUGUAGGUUGUACUGUAAGUCAGCACAAUCAAUUCAUAGUUAGUUCAUGAUACUUUUUAAAAGUAAAAUUUUAUCUUAUUGCAAAGUGUUACCGAAAUGUGUUUGUUUUUCCCAUUUCUUCAUUCUUUAAAUGCCUACUUUCAGUAAAUGGGAUGAGAUUUCACCUACUCUGAACAUCUGAAUUUGCAUUAAAAAUACUUUAUCUUGUGUUAUUGCCCUGUGUUUGUUACAGUAGCAAUACUUUAUUGCAGAUCAUGGUACGUCAUAAAGUAUAACCCUUUAAUGAUUAUUUACGAGAUGCCUUAUGUUAAUGUACACGUCUACUGAUUGUUUUGAUUCAUAAUCAUUGUCUCUUUUUAUGACAAAAUGUCAAUGUUAUUGUGCCAUCUCAUUCUGGGAUCUAACCAGCAGUAGAAACUUACGUAGGGUUUCAUAUGAUUUUGAGCCUGAGCACAUGAUGAUUUCUCUGAUUGUAGUUAUUUUUUGUGACUGUUAUAACUAUUACAAUGCAUUUUGACAUCAUUCCAUGUUUACAACUCGUGUACCUUUUUAGUAACACUCUUGUGAAUUGCCAUGCAUUUAAUGAAAGUGAGUGUGUAUUGCCUUCAUGACACAGCUGCCAGAAAACAACUUCACCAGACCAGCUGAACCAGCCUUAAUGAAGUAUUCCUGCUCUGACUCGUUCACUACCGUGCUCCUGUCUUGAGACGACAGCCAGAGUUAAACUACUGUGAACCAGCGGCGCUGCUUUCCCACAGACAUCUUCACUGAGUGUCUUCAUGAUAACACACCUGUCUCGUGGCUCAGGCUGGAUAUAUCUAUGCCUGUGCAUCAUGCAACUGAACUUGUACAUGCAUCAAGAUUUUGCUAAACCAAUAGUCUUAUUUGAACAACAAUAUGCUUUGAAUGGCAAUUUCAGCCUUGCUUUCUUGUUGAGUGAUGCUUUUAAUGUCACAUUUUGUAAUGUUUCCCAAUCUCAAGGGCCUGUUGUGUUUUUCUUGAUGCUGUGGUCAUUUCUGAAAGUGCUUUUGUAUUGAAAAUUUGACAUGCACAAGCUCUUCAGUCUGCCGCCUUUUCCAUCUCUUUUUAACUUUAAAAAAUAUUUAAAUCUGAAGAGCAUACGGUGUCACCAUAUUUGAAUGAAUUUUCCACCUUCCUUCCUUUCUUUGUGCUGAAAUUCUAGAUCUGGGUCACAAUAUACUGGGUUGUAGAUGUUGUCUUUUUCCAACUAAAUAUAGAUUUAUUCUCAA
Messenger RNA from Carassius auratus (goldfish), 3021 nucleotides. Its product is annotated as guanine nucleotide-binding protein G(I)/G(S)/G(O) subunit gamma-12-like. Bases 401 to 619 code for a protein of 72 amino acids. Lineage: Eukaryota; Metazoa; Chordata; Actinopteri; Cypriniformes; Cyprinidae. The transcript has 4 exons. Gene Ontology annotation, cellular component: heterotrimeric G-protein complex. Gene Ontology annotation, biological process: G protein-coupled receptor signaling pathway. The record is from RefSeq and is a predicted model, not a curated record. Gene Ontology annotation, molecular function: G-protein beta-subunit binding.